AUGAGAUAUAAUAGCAUUCUUGUUUUAUUAAUAUUCAAAAGAAUAAUCUAUUCAAGUAAUUUUUAAAAUAUUCUAGCCUAUUGUUGUUAGACUAAUUGUUAAUAGUGCGUAAUUUCUAUUUGUAUUAAAUGUAAUCCAGGUUAUUAUUUAAGUGGUAGUCUUUGUUAUUCAUGCAUUUAAUCGUGCAUUGAUUGUACUUCAUCAACUGUCUGCACAUAAUGCAAUGAUAAUUAUUGGUUAAAUAGUAACUCGUGUAGUCCAUGUACAAAACCAUGUGCAAAUUGUUUAACGAAUGGAAACAUUUGUAAUACUUGUGUUGAUACUAUAAAUUAAACACCUCCUCAUUGUAAUUGUGCGGAUGGAUACAUUAUGAAUACUUCAACAUAUUUAUGCGAUUAAUGUUAACAUCCAUGUGCUACAUGUUAAAUAACAAUAAAUCAUUGUUUAACAUGUAUAGAUAAUAUUAAUUAAACUGUUGAUGCAUUAAAUUAAUGUAAAUGCAAUUCUGGUUUUUUGAUGAAUGGAGUAAAUUGUCAAGCUUGUCUAAAUCCUUGUCUAUAAUGUUUAGGAAGUACAAAUUAUUGUACUGAAUGUAAAGAUGUAGAACAUUAUAUAUCUAAUGGAUAAUGCAUUUGUAAUCGUGGUUAUAUAAAUGAUAAUAACUAUAAUUGUAUUCCUUGUUAAUAUCCUUGUUCCACUUGUUCAAUAAAUGAUACUCAUUGUGAUAGUUGCACAGAUCCUAAUCAUUAAAUUAAUGCAUUUUUUCAAUGCAUAUGUAAGGAAACUUACUAUUCAAAUACUAUUAAUACAUGUGCAAUCUGUAUAUAACCAUGUGCCUAAUGUGACAUUAAUGGAUGUUUAACAUGUAUAGAUUCUAAUUAAUUAAUAAAUUCUUCAUAAAAUUGUAUUUGUAAAUAGGGGUAUUUUUAAGUAGGCUUUAAUUGUUAAUAAUGUGUAAUGCCAUGUUAAACAUGCGAAAUAAAUUAAGAUCAUUGUUUAACAUGCAUUGAUAUUAAUUAGACUCAAAUCAACAAUUUAUGUAUAUGUAAUGAUGGAUAUUUUGAAAUAAAUAAUACUUGUUAAAUAUGUUAAAUUCCAUGCAUGAAAUGCAAAAUAUAAAAUGAUCACUGUCUUGAAUGUUUAGAUCCAAAUCAUGAAUUAAUCAGUAAUAAAUGUGUAUGUAAAUAUGGAUAUGGCACUUCAGGAGUUAAUAAUAUCAAUUGCUCACUCUGUUAAUAUCCUUGUCUUGAUUGCUCAAGUAGUACAAACACUUGUCUCUCUUGUAUUGAUAAUAAUAGAUUCAAACUUGAAAAUAACAAAUGUGUAUGUAAGUAAGGUUAUUUUGAUAUUGGAACUGAUUGUUUAAAAUGUUCAUCAUAGUGUUCUACUUGUUCAGAAUAAUCUAAUAAAUGCUUAUCAUGUUCUGACCCUAAUCAUGUAUUAUAAUUAAAUGAUUGUUAUUGUAAACCAGGUUAUUAUACAGAUAUUUAUAAGAAUUGUUUAUAAUGCUAAUUACCUUGUCUAACUUGUUAUUAAGAUUUUUGCACAUCUUGUUAAGAUGAAUAUAAUCUUGUUGAAGGAUAAUGUAUAUGUAAAGAAGGAUAUUAUUAUAUUGAUUUUCAUUGUGAAUAAUGUAAUUAGAAUUGUAGUAAAUGUAAUUCACAAUUUGAAUGUACCGAGUGUAUAGAUUAAUAUUAUUUAUAAAAUACUUAAUGUUUAAAAUGUCAAAUCCCAUGUUUAUAAUGUGUUGAUAUUUAAACCUGUAAAACAUGUUCUGAUAAUUAUAUUAUUGAUGAUCAAGGGAAAUGUAUAUAAUGCAUCUAAAAUUGUGAAUAUUGUAUUGAUUCAACUAAUUGUGUUAAGUGUUUUGAUGAAUUCUAUUAUCAUGAUUAGACAUGUAUCCCUUGUUCUAAUUAAUGUUAGACAUGUGAAAAAAAUAGUAAAUUUUGUACAUCUUGUAAAGAUUCAAAUUAAAUAUUAAAUAAAAAAACAGGUAUUUGCUAUUAAAUUAAUAAUUAUGGAGAUUAAUAUGAUUAUGAUAAUUUGGAAUAAAUACUAUUACUCCAAGAUAUCAGAUGCAAUUAUAAUUAAUUAUUAAUAAGUUAUGAAUGUAUUAAUUAAUGUGGAAAUGGUAUACUUAAUGAAUAAUAUGAAUAAUGUGAUGAUGGUAAUCAACUUGGAGGAGAUGGAUGCUCAUUCAUUUGUAUUCAAGAGGAUUCAUAUUUGUGCAAACACUAUAUAAAUUCUUCUAGUAUAUGUUCAUUUAUUUAAUCUCCAGAUUUUAGAUUAAAUCUUCUCUCAAAUUAAUAAAAUCAAACUUAACUUAUUGAAUUAAGUUUUACAUAAAAAGUUAAAAUACCAACUGAUUUAAAUUUUGAAGAAAUUGCAAUAAUUUCAAUUAUUCCAUAAACUCGCAUUAAUAUAAAUAUACUUAAUAUAACAAGUCUAUCAACUGAAUUUGAAUAUCCAAUAUAUUAAAUUAUAGUUGAAUUUUUAGAACCUGUAGAAGAUGCUUAUCUAUAGAUAGAAUUUGCUUAAUCACUUAUCAAAAAUGAAUUUGAUUUAGAUUUAAUUAGAUAUUAGAUGUAAUUAAAACUUGGAAAUCCUUUUAUACUUUCAUAAUAAAAUUAACAAAAAUUGACAUAAAUUGUCCUUCUCAACGAUGCAAUUAUGUAUUCAAUGAUUAGUAUAUCUGGAUUAGCAUUUCUUACUGGAAAUGCUAUCAUGUUUUUUAAUUUAAUCGAUCUUUUAUAAUCUUUAUCUUAUAUAAGAUAUAUGUAAUAUGAUUUCCCACCUCAUUUAAUAUAAUUUUUGAACACAUAUUCUAAAAUAUAAUCUAAUUGA
Molecule: messenger RNA, 2844 nt
Organism: Paramecium pentaurelia
Lineage: Eukaryota; Ciliophora; Oligohymenophorea; Peniculida; Parameciidae
Source: the annotation of a GenBank genome assembly